Messenger RNA from Pezoporus occidentalis (night parrot), 2543 nucleotides. RefSeq names its product glucosaminyl (N-acetyl) transferase 1 (gene GCNT1). Bases 841 to 2121 code for a protein of 426 amino acids. Gene Ontology annotation, cellular component: membrane. The record is from RefSeq and is a predicted model, not a curated record. Lineage: Eukaryota; Metazoa; Chordata; Aves; Psittaciformes; Psittacidae. Gene Ontology annotation, molecular function: beta-1,3-galactosyl-O-glycosyl-glycoprotein beta-1,6-N-acetylglucosaminyltransferase activity. The transcript is spliced from 3 exons.
UUUAAAUUUAAGAUUAAAAUUUUGAAGACAUUCUCUGUAAACUGUAUGGGCUUUUGCAAUUGGAGGUUGGUUUGAAAUGCAGCUGUGCGCUGAAUUAUUAGGCAAUGUAAGUACAGAUGGCAUUUGAGUGGCAAUGUAAGUUGUUUAAGCAUACCCUGUUCUUGAUCAGUUUACCUGCCUGGGGUAGUACUUACAGAAAAAGACACCUAGUUCUGUAAUCCAGUUCUUGACUGCAGUUUUCUCAACUGCUACAGCUGUAGCUGCUUGCUUUAUAGUGCAGUGUUCCUCUCACAGAGUACUGAAGCGGAAAAAAGGUGCUUAAGGAGAAAGAGGGUUAACAAACAAAAAUUAUGUAGCUCCUGUGAAAUAAAGGUGAAAAUAAGACUGGCAGGUUAUAAAUCUUGUUGUAACUCAGCCUGACAUAUUUUCACACAAAAGCAAUUGCUGAAUCAUAAAAACCGUGUGUGUUUGAACAAUAGUAAGACAACACUGUUGUGCUCUUAGAUACUUGCAUUUGCAGUGACAGCACAAAUCAGCUUUAGAGAUAAGCCGUAAGUAUUGCAUUUGACCUUAAAAAGCUCUGUCCUGAUGGUAUUUCUAAGCUCAUCUGAAGGAUGUUGAAGACACUAUCUCACACAAAAAUCUUGAAAGGCUUCAGGGUCUGCUUUCCCAGUAAGAAGAUAACACAUGACUAGCAUCCAGGAAGUGAGUGGAUUUUUUCUUCAACAACUCACCAAAUUCCUGAGAAAGAGAAAUUAUUUUUCCUGAAGUUGUUAAAGCUGACAUGAGCAGAAAGGAAGGUGAUUUUUUUUAGCCCUACAAAUCUACCUAGUAUUUGAAAUGCUGAAGAGGAAAUUACGGUUUUGCCACAACUUACGCUUCAGGCUUUUCUUGGGUUUAACUCUAAUUGUAGUAAUCAUUUCAGUUUUGAAAGUCAACCAGAAACAAGACUUCUUAAAUCAGAGACAUCUUGAGCUGACACAAGAAGAUCCUGUUGGCAAUGUUAACUGCACCAAGAUUAUAGAGGGGGAUAUAGAAGAAAUUCAAAAGGUAAAGCUUGAGAUGUUGUCAGUGUCAUUUAAGAAACGCCCCAGAGUAACAACGAAUGAUUAUAUUAACAUGACAGCAGACUGUGCCUCCUUCACCAAGACUAGGAAAUACAUUAUGGAACCUCUCAGCAAUGAAGAAGCAGAAUUUCCAAUAGCUUACUCAAUAGUGGUUUAUCACAAAAUUGAGAUGCUUGACAGACUUCUAAGGUCAAUCUAUGCCCCUCAGAAUUUUUAUUGCAUUCAUGUUGACAAAAAGUCUCCAGAAUCUUUUUUUGCUGCUGUGAGGGGAAUAGUCUCAUGUUUUGAUAAUGUCUUUAUUUCUAGUCAGUUAGAGAGUGUUGUAUAUGCUUCAUGGAGUAGAGUGCAGGCAGACAUUAACUGCAUGAAAGACCUCUACAGAAGAAGUUCAAACUGGAAAUACCUAAUAAACCUCUGUGGCAUGGACUUUCCAAUAAAGACCAACCAGGAAAUAGUAGAGAAAUUAAAAGCCCUUAAAGGUGAAAACAGCUUGGAAACAGAAAAAAUGCCUGUUUAUAAAGAAGUAAGGUGGAAAAAACACCAUGAGAUUAUUGAUGGUAAAAUAAAGAACACAGGCAUAGACAAACAACUACCGCCUCUCAAUACUCCAGUUUUUUCUGGUAGUGCCUAUUUUGUAGUUAGCAGAAAAUUUGUUGAAUACGUAUUAGAAAGCAGCAAAAUACUUAAGUUCAUUGAAUGGGCAAAAGACACUUACAGCCCAGAUGAGUACUUGUGGGCAACAAUUCAGAGAAUCCCUGAAGUCCCAGGUGCAGUUUCUUCUAGUGACAAAUAUGAUGUUUCUGACAUGAAUGCAUUGGCCCGAUUUGUCAAGUGGCAGUACUUUGAAGGGGAUGUGUCCAAAGGUGCACCCUACCCACCAUGCAGUGGAGUUCAUGUUCGCUCUGUCUGUGUUUUUGGGGUAGGAGACCUAAACUGGAUGUUACGAAACCACCACUUCUUUGCUAAUAAGUUUGACACUGAUGUUGACCCUUUUGCAGUGAAAUGUUUGGAAGAGUAUUUGCGACACAAAGCUUUAUAUCUGCAGAAGAACUGAAAUACUGCAUGCUCCUGUGACAAAACACAGGUACAAAUAGUAUACAGCUAUGUACUUUUAACAUGUAAUGCCAACGGUAGUGAUGCUGAUCAUGGGUAUAAUGGUUCUCACCAUGUCAAUAUGGUGGUGAUGACACCUUCCCUGACUUGUUCAUAGACAAGGGGGACAAAAGACAUCAAGAUGGGGAUGACUUGUGUUGCACACUGAUGUUUAAAACUUCAGGUAUAAAAUAGGAGAUAGCAAUUUUUGAAAGGUCAACUACUUGGAAUAUUUAUUACCUAAAAGAUGUAGUUAAUGGGCUUCCUUUGGCUAAACUAUUUGUUUCAAGGCUUGGAAAAUGCAUGUUGCUCAUGAGUAUUUGUCAGGGUUUUUUUUUGAAUGAAUAUAAUGCUAGUUGAAAGGGAAAUACGAAGAGGCAGGAA